UCUCUCUCUCUCUCUCUCUCUCCACUACCAUCGCAUCCAUGGCCUCGUUCUCCUCUCCUCUCCCCAUUCCCGCCCCCAUCUCCACCUUAUCCCCUCCCCCCCGCAGAACCCAUCUCGCCAUUUUCCCACGGAGGAGCUCCUUCGCGUUCCUCGCGAGAUCCGCGGACAAUGGCGCGGGUGGUGUGGGCUCUGUGGUCGCCGUAGAGGAGAGGGCGGAGACGACGAAGGGGGAAGAAGCUUCCUCGUUGGACGCUAAAGCGAAGGAGAAGGGAGCGGAGAGGAAGGAGGAGGCCCCGGGAUCGAACGGCUCUGCGGUGAAAUCGCAGGUGGAAGCGUUUACGGAUCCGCGAUGGGUCGGAGGGACUUGGGAUUUGAAGCAGUUUCAAAAGGACGGGAAAACCCAUUGGGAUUCGGUCAUAGAUGCUGAGGUGAGGAGGAGAAAAUGGCUCGAAGAUAAUCCGGAAGCUUCAAGCAACGACGAGCCUAUAUUAUUCGACACAUCAGUAAUCCCCUGGUGGUCAUGGGUCAAAAGAUUCCACCUGCCUGAAGCCGAGCUGCUAAAUGGUCGCGCAGCUAUGAUCGGGUUCUUCAUGGCUUACUUCGUCGAUAGCUUGACGGGUGUAGGUCUCGUCGAUCAAAUGGGGAACUUCUUCUGCAAAACCCUACUAUUCAUAGCAGUUGCAGGUGUUCUUCUUGUAAGGAAAAAUGAAGAUGUGGAGAAAUUGAAGAAGCUGCUUGAGGAAACAACUUUCUAUGACAAGCAGUGGCAAGCAACUUGGCAGGAUGAUAAGAUUCAAAGUGAUUCCAAUAAAUGAUGUCUAUUUCACUAGGAAUUGUUUCUUUUCGUAUUGUAGCUUAUGUUUCUUUUGUCGCUCUUUCCGGGCUUUUUCUCUAUAAUAGGUAAGUAGCAAUUGGAGCCAAAAAAAAAAAAAAAAAAAUUCCAUCCUUUCUCUUCAGAAACUAAAUGUACUAUUCUCAUAUACUUUUAUCCUGGUUGAUUCUAGCUAAA
Molecule: messenger RNA, 1009 nt
Organism: Ananas comosus (pineapple)
Lineage: Eukaryota; Viridiplantae; Streptophyta; Magnoliopsida; Poales; Bromeliaceae
Product: light-harvesting complex-like protein 3 isotype 1, chloroplastic
Exons: 4
Coding region: 39-815 (258 amino acids)
Source: RefSeq, a predicted model, not a curated record